Molecule: messenger RNA, 744 nt
Organism: Setaria italica (foxtail millet)
Lineage: Eukaryota; Viridiplantae; Streptophyta; Magnoliopsida; Poales; Poaceae
Exons: 2
Coding region: 1-744 (247 amino acids)
Source: RefSeq, a predicted model, not a curated record
AUGGGGAGUGAUGAAGCAAUUUUGCGAAAGAACGGGCAGGCUCCGAUAUCGAAGUUGGGCGAGUCGCAGCCGGAGGUGUGGCCGGGCGCCCCCAAGGUGGCGGAGGUGCUGGCCCGCUUCAAGGCCAUGCCGGAGCUGGACCAGUGCAAGAAGAUGAUGGACAUGGAGGGCUUCCUCAACCAGCGCAUCGAGAAGCUCCGGGAGCAGCUCCACAAGGCGCAGCGCGAGAACCGCGAGCGCGAGACCACCAUCCUCCUCCACGACGCCGUCGCCGGCCGCCGCCCGGCGGGGCUCGCCGGCCUCUCCGUCGAGGAGAUCGCCAGCCUCGGCUGGAUGGUGGAGAACCGCAUCCAUGGCGUCAGGACCGCCAUCGAGCGCCUCCACGGGCAGGGGCAGGACGGCCCGGCGGCGGCGACGCUGCAGCUGCAGCUGCCUCAGGUGACCGGCCUCCCGCUGGUGCCGUACGGCGGCGGCGGCAUCGGGCCGCCGGCGCCCGGCAGCCGGGACGUGAUGAUGCAGGCGCCGCCGCACCAGCAGGCGGCCUGGCUGAUGGACGUGGCCAAGGCUGGAGGGGACCUCGGCGCGCUGGCCUACAGCGGCUUCGGCGGCGGGCGUGGGAGCUUCGUUGGAGGCGCCGGCACCAGCGCCGCCGGGGCAGACAUGCUGCCGCCGCAGCUUGGCAACAUGGGUGCCGGGUUCGCGUGGGCUGAUCCUGCUGGUCUCUCUUUCCCUCCUCCCAUGUAA